AUGGCUGGAAAAGUUUCUUACAGUUGUGUUUUAUUUUUGUGCAUAUUGUACAGUGUCACAAGUUUCAACCUAGAGCCGAGAAUUCCUGUGAUAAAGUUCGGAGAGCCGGGUUCUUAUUUUGGAUUUUCUGUUGCCGAACAUCUAACUAUAAGUAAUGAAGGACAAAAAACUAGUUGGUUGUUAGUUGGUGCUCCAUUGGGUCAGAAUUUGCAGCCGAAUACGACGAAAUCCGGGGCGCUAUGGAGGUGCAGAGUGAAUUCAGCUCCUAAUGACUGCGAACAAAUAGUCACGGACGGCAAACGAACGAAGUACGGCAAGAUAAAUACGAGUCUUGACUCCUUCCAUUUGACUGGGCCUCAUCCAGAUGAAAUAAAGGACGGUCAAUGGCUCGGCGUGUCUGUCAGGAGUCAGGGUGCGGGGAAAAAGGCAGUCGUCUGUGCACACAGAUAUAUCCGCAAAUCUGGAGAGUCUCAAUUUGGACAAGGGCUCUGUUACACUCUCAGUAAUGACCUCCAGUUGAUCGACAUGUGGGAGCCGUGUCGAGGUCGGUCGGUUCAGAGGGAACACGAAGAAUUUGGUUUCUGUCAGGUUGGAACAAGUAGUUCUCUUCUUGAAGACGACACAUUAGUUCUAGGCAGUCCAGGACCAUACACUUGGAGAGGAACCAUUUUCACUCAGGAUACCAACGAUGAUUUGCUUGAACGUGAUAACGUUGUCUACAUGGCACCAGUUGAAGAUGGAGCCAGUCCAGUUGAGAAGUAUAGCUAUUUAGGUAUGUCUGUAUCUGGUGCUAAUUUCUUCGGCUCGGAGGCAUCGUAUGCAGCGGGAGCCCCACGUGCUCAUGGAACUGGUCAAGUAGUUUUAUUUAGUAAACGAGUUAUUUCUGACUGGACCAGAAAUGAUGUGAAUAUUCUUAAUUUUACUCUGGUCCUCAAUGGCGAACAGUUCGGUUCUAGCUUUGGAUACGAAGUUGCUUCAGCAGAUGUAAACGGCGACGGAUUAUCAGACCUAUUGGUCGGGGCACCAUUCUAUUUUUCACGCGAUGCUGGUGGUGCAGUAUAUGUGUACUUAAAUGAAAACCAUAAUCUCCCUCAAGAUUACAGUCUCAAACUAACUGGCAAGCCUGAAUCACAAUUUGGUAUUGCAAUUGCUAAUACUGGAGACCUAAAUAGAGAUGGUUGUGAAGAUGUAGCCAUAGGCAGUCCGUACGAAGGCAAUGGAGUUGUUUACAUUCAUAUGGGAGAUAGAAAACUUGGUCUAAAAGCGAAACCAGAUCAAGUUAUUAGAGCGGAAUCCUUACCAACGGUUAUGAGGACAUUUGGCUAUUCUCUAUCUGGCGGAAUGGACCUAGAUGAGAACGGAUAUCCAGAUUUAUUAGUCGGUGCUUAUGAGAAUAGUAGCAUCGCACUUAUCAGAACGAAGCCGAUAAUCGACAUAAAGACGUCGAUUAAACCAUCGAAUACUAUUAUCAAUAUAGAUCCUUCCGUCCAAGGCUGUACAAAAGAUCCUAAUUCUAACUACACUUGCUUCACUUUCCAAGCAUGCUGUAUAAUCAAAUCUCUCGUACGGUCAACUCAAAGCAACAGUCAUGAAUUGAAUUACGUCAUCGAAGCUGAAACGUUCCCUGGUGGAAGAAAAUAUUCCAGAGUGUUCUUCGAUUCGGAAAAAUCUAAUAUUAUCAAUAAAACAAUACAUCUGGGCAAGGAUGUGGAAGAUUGCAGAGAACAUGUCGUGUAUUUAAAAAAUAACACCAGAGACAUUCAAACACCAAUCAAAUUUCAAGUAACCUACAAGAUAGUUCAGAUCCAACCGAAAUACUCGACUGUAGGAGAGUUACCCAGAAUAGAUGACUAUCCAGUAUUGAAUGCUACCGCGACAUCAUCAUUCAGUGCUAACUUCCUUAACGACUGCGGUUUGGACGGAGAAUGCGUCAGCGACCUGAUCGUGGAUCCUGUACUACAAUUACCAAAAACCGAGGACGGAAAAUCGUAUGCCUUAACUCUUGGCCAGGAAGAAGAAAUAAAACUCUCUAUAUCAGUAGACAAUUAUGGUGAAUCUGCGUAUGAAGCUCAACUGUUCGUCCAACACCAUGCCAGUUUACACUACAUUGCUGCGAAUAUUACAGGCAAGCACAUGAUAUGCACGAGUGUUAACAAGACGACGGUGUCCUGCCUUCUCGAGAACCCGUUCAAGAAGCAACAAGACGGUAAUCCACCAAUAACGAUGCGAUUCGAUGCGAGAGCCUUGGAAGAUAACGAGCCCUCUGUAAUUUUCACUGUUUGGGCAAAUUCAACAUCAAAGGCAUUACAUCCUGAAAAGAAACCGGCAAAAGUUGAAGCACUGGUUAUCAAAAACGCUGAAUUGCAAAUUAAAGGCGCCGCACGACCGGAGCAAGUGUUCUACGGCGGCGAGGUGAAGGGAGAAUCUGCCAUGACUUACUUUGAUGAUAUCGGCACUAGAGUCGUGCACACAUAUCAGAUAUUCAACGAAGGUCCCUGGCGAGUGUCUUUGGUCCAGGUUGUGAUAUCAUGGCCUCAUCAGGUUGCAUCCGAAAACUCACAGGGAAAAUGGUUGCUGUAUCCUGAAGAUAUCCCAACGGUUGAUGGAGAAGCAGGUCAAAGUAAUGGAAACUGUUUUAUAUCUGGUAACGAGAUCAAUCCCCUUAAACUUACACCACGGCCGGGUGGUGCUGAACCAUAUCUUGAGAACCUCGAAAUGGAUCCUUUCUUAAGUUCUGGCAAACUCAGCGUCAGUUCCAGCGAGAAGAGCCACAACUUCACUAAAGUUCAAAACCAAAUAGUGGGUUAUUCAACCGGCACUGACAAAAAUGUUAGAAGAAAAAGACAAAGCGAUAUCGUUAAAGCCGAAGCUUACACUGACAAGGAUGGACAAAGAAAACAUGUUGUUAAUAUGAACUGUCAAAAGAAGAGCGCUAAAUGCAUACAGUUCCAAUGCGUUAUAUACCGCUUGGGUCGCAUGCAGGCGACCACGAUCACCGUCCGAGCUCGGCUGUGGAACAGUACCCUGGUGGAGGACUACCCUCGAGUCAGUCACGUGAACAUCGCCUCCACCGCCUACAUACACAUACAAGACAAUAACAUACACCAGAACAAGAAACACGAUGACUUCGCUACUGUGGAAACAGUUGCUUAUCCCGAUUUGAAGAUCAGUGAACCUUCGGAAGUGCCUUUAUGGGUGAUCAUAGUGUCUGUAAUAGUUGGUUUAAUAGUUCUAAUUCUUCUCAUAAUUGCUUUAUGGAAACUCGGUUUCUUCAAGAGAAGUCGUCCGGAUCCGACACUAUCCGGUAACUUGGAGAAGAAUAAUCAUGAGUCCAGUCCUUUCAUAGGUCGAGAUAGAACCAGUAUUCGAUAG
This is a messenger RNA of Danaus chrysippus (African queen), 3372 nucleotides long. The record is from the annotation of a GenBank genome assembly. Lineage: Eukaryota; Metazoa; Arthropoda; Insecta; Lepidoptera; Nymphalidae.